CAUCACCAUCUCAUCAUGUCCGCUCCGUUCAAACUAGGGCGGGACUCGCUUGAGGAGACAAAAAAAUCCCUCCGGGCGCUUAAAAGGCACUCUAAGGCUGCAGAACCAGUGUACUUCACUAUCAAUACUACAAAGCCGUUGGUCAGAGCCAAGGACUACACUCCCAGAGUGAUUCCGUUGACCAACCCUUUGGACAAACUAGGGAACAAAUCGGUGCUACUCAUCACCAAAGACCCUUCGACCCCAUAUCGACAUCCUCUUACUGAGAAGGACUCGCCUACCGAAGACGUCUUCAACCAGAUCUACACCGUCACCAAGCUCAGGCGUAUGACAAGCAAUCAGAAGAAAGCCAUCGGAGUAUUCAAAGAGUUCGACAUAAUAGUGGCAGACCACCGAGUUCACAAACUCUUACCGGAUAUUCUAGGUGCACAGUUCUAUGUGAAAAACAAGAAGAUUCCUUUUGUGGUACAAAUGGCUCCUGCUGACCCCAACGCUAAACUCGUCAAGACGUCCAAGUCCCAUAAGCUCAAAGACGAGCGAUGCGAACCCAAGUACGUCAAGGGCCAAAUGAACUCUAUUGCCAAAAAUACAUACUGCAUUAUUCCUGCCAACGGGACAUUCAUGUCGAUCAAGGUGGGGUUCACCAAUUGGCCCACCGACAAACUUGUGGCUAAUAUCAACGAUAUAUUGGUGUAUUUCAUGGAGAAAAAAUACCCAUCUGGAGGGUUGAUCACCAACAAAUCCAUGAUUGAAAGCAUCCACAUCAAAACCAGCGACAGUAUUAGCUUGCCGGUCUACCGGUCCACUCCCCAGGACUCCGAUCCCUCUUCCUCCGACUUCAGCGACAACGAUUUAUAGCAUAUACAUUAAUCUAUAACAUUUUGCAGCAU
Molecule: messenger RNA, 890 nt
Organism: Yamadazyma tenuis ATCC 10573
Lineage: Eukaryota; Fungi; Ascomycota; Pichiomycetes; Serinales; Debaryomycetaceae
Source: RefSeq, a predicted model, not a curated record